Eleginops maclovinus (Patagonian blennie) is the source of this 1026-nucleotide messenger RNA. RefSeq lists its product as uncharacterized. Gene Ontology annotation, biological process: protein deubiquitination. The record is from RefSeq and is a predicted model, not a curated record. Lineage: Eukaryota; Metazoa; Chordata; Actinopteri; Perciformes; Eleginopidae. Gene Ontology annotation, molecular function: cysteine-type deubiquitinase activity. The transcript has 8 exons. The coding region runs from base 1 to 1026 and encodes 341 amino acids.
AUGCCCUAUGAUUCCCUAACAAACACACUUCCCGGUUCACCUCCAAAAAGUAGCUGUAUCAUCAUAAGGCUAUUAGCAUUCAUAAAUUUGGUAAAGGACAGGGCUACCUCCAGAAGAGCUGAAGAAAGCCUGUCCGUGGCUUCUAAGGAUUCCCCAGAAAUGGCAACCUCACAGCCACAAACUCAGCCUAAUGAUGUGAUGGAAAGUCUGGAGCGAGAGAAGAAGAAUGCCAUGUCCAGAGAAAAGAGGGCAAAGACCACAGUGAAGGGUCUUUUGGGGGAUUUGAGGGAAAAGAACCUCAUUAAUGAAGAGCUCAGUGAGAAGCUUGCAUUCUACUCAGAUCUCAAGAUGGACUUCACGGCAAAGCAGGGCCAUGAGUACACACAGGACUGCAGAGAGUUUGCACUCACGCUCCAUCUACAUGGUCCAAAGGCAUACAAAUACCUCAGAGAGACUCAACAUUUUCCCCUCCCACAUCCACAAACAUUACAAAGGUGGCUGCGUUCAGUGGAUGCCAAGCCUGGCCUGAAUAAGAUGAUGCUGGAUAUGCUGGAGAGAAGAUGCCAGGGUGACCCGGCUAAAUAUGGAUGUGUUUCACUCAUGUUGGACGCCGUGUCCGUCAAAAAACAUGCGGGCAUGGAAAGCAGCCACAACACACAUUGUUGCUCCGUCACCCCUCGCUCUCGUGUGAGCCCACCACUGGUUUUUAAACUCCUCAUGAGAACCGUCUCAAUGAUCAGGUCAGCACCUGCUGGUGAAAUGUACACAACAGAUGAGUUUGAAAAGUACUGCAGUGACGUGGAGCACACAGCAGCUUGGGGUGGACACCUGGAAUUGCGAGCUUUGACCCAAGUUCUUCACUUGCCAAUGGAAGUGAUCCAGGCUGACUCCCCACCUAUAAAAAUUGGGGAGGAAUUUGAUAGUGAACCCAUCACCCUAAUCUAUAUGCAUCACGCCUAUGGACUAGGAGAGCACUACAACUCUGUGGAGCAGCUAAAAGAUCCCGCUAACGCAGAAGACAGCUGA